Molecule: messenger RNA, 483 nt
Organism: Cryptomeria japonica (Japanese cedar)
Lineage: Eukaryota; Viridiplantae; Streptophyta; Pinopsida; Cupressales; Cupressaceae
Exons: 1
Coding region: 1-483 (160 amino acids)
Molecular function (GO): RNA-DNA hybrid ribonuclease activity; nucleic acid binding
Source: RefSeq, a predicted model, not a curated record
AUGGCUAAAUGGAGCCCUCCCCCCUUCCCUUCAUUCAAAAUUCAGUUUGAUGGGGCUUCUAAGGGGAAUCCGGGAAGGUCUGGUUUUGGAGUAGUUAUUUUUCAUCAUUCUUCUAAGAUCAUUAAAGCCGUGGGAAAACAUAUUGGUCAGGGUACUAAUAAUGUGGCCGAGUUCCAGGCUUUAUCCUUUGGACUUGAUCUCGCUCUUUCAUUAAACAUAAAAGAUAUUGUUAUUGAAGGAGACUCAAUGGUGGUGUUUCAGGUGGUUGUUGCCAAAAAAUGUCUCUCUUGGCAUUUGCAGUAUUUUUCAGACCACAUUCUUGUGCAAUUAAAGUGCUUUUCCACUUUCUCUAUCUCUCACUGUUUUAGGGAGAUCAAUGUCAUUGUGGAUUUCUUGGUGAAUAAGGUUAUUGCUGAGGAUGCUGAUUUCUUAGAGGUUUCUCCUUCGGACAUUCCUAUUUCCUGCAUGAAGCUUCUUUCUUAG